Messenger RNA from Quercus lobata, 2439 nucleotides. RefSeq names its product Core-2/I-branching beta-1,6-N-acetylglucosaminyltransferase family protein. The record is from RefSeq and is a predicted model, not a curated record. The transcript is spliced from 2 exons. Gene Ontology annotation, molecular function: glycosyltransferase activity. Lineage: Eukaryota; Viridiplantae; Streptophyta; Magnoliopsida; Fagales; Fagaceae. Gene Ontology annotation, cellular component: membrane. The coding region runs from base 1013 to 2173 and encodes 386 amino acids.
GGAAAGAUAAUCACGUCCGACACAAAAUCCAGCAAUUCCUUCCCUCUCUCUCUCUCUCCUUCAAAAACAUAAUAAAAAAGACAUUACCUUAUAUACUUUCUAAACCCAUCAGAUUCCACGAGAAAUUCAUGUUCUGAGAGUUCGUCUCCUAAAAAAAAAACAUUAACCUAUUACACACUGCUGUCUCUCUCUUUUUCUAAGGCUGCCUGCUCUUUUGGACUAUUCUCUCUCUCUCUCUGUUUUUAUAUACUAUCUAAAAGCCAAAUAUAGCCACUUCUACCAGACUUUCCUAUUUUCUUGUGCAUUAACUAUCCUCACAUGCUGCUCUGUAUUGACCAAAGGUCUCUGUGACCUAACACUCACGUUAACACAACACAAUUUUCUGCAAACCAUUCGAAGCACUCGGUUUGAAAAAUCAAAGUCAAAACCUUCAUAUUCCUGUUUUCGUGAUCUGCACUUCAUUGGACAACAGUAACUUCUUCUUUCUUGGUACGUUUACGCUAUUAGUUUGUUGGAUCAGAUCUUAUUUAUAUUUUUUAAGAGAAGUGUGUUUGGUAGUUCUUAAAAACCCAUGUUCUCUUUGCUUGGUUUUUUUUUUUUGUCAAAAUAUUUGUUCAAAGUUGAUUCUGAGUACUGUAGUUUUUGUUCUAGAUCUGCCAGACGGUUUUUUCCGUUGAUGAUUGAAGAAAGUCGGUCAGUCAAAUAGGCAAAUACCCACGUGGUAAAAUUUAGACAGUUUUGUGUUAUGCAUUUAAGUUGUGAAGGAAAGGUUAAUAAUUGUCCAAAAUUUUGAGUCUUGGAAGGGUUUUCAAUCCCCAAAGGCUUUUUGUCGAUUGGGGUUUGAGAAAAAACAGAAUACCCUGAACUUGAAUUGUAGUGUACUUUUAGUAUCAGUGUGCAAUCCACAAUUGUGCCAUUAGAGGAAACGUGAAGGAAAAGGCGGUUUUGGAUUGGGUUUUGUGAAGAAAACGAAUACCCGGAACUUGAAUUUUAGUGUACUUUUAGUUUCAAUAUGCAAUCCAGAGUCGUGCCAUUAGAGGAAGACAAGGACCCUGUGGUUACAAACCGGACAACAAACCACUCCAAAGCCUUGCCGCUAAGGCUGUUUCAGAUACUCAUGCUGUUUUUGGCUCUGUGCAUUGCCUUCUCGGUCAUUAGUAUAUAUACAAUUCGGCGUUUUGGUAUUCAAAGUGUAGUGACAACGGUUAAGUCUUCAUUCCAGCCAUGCUAUGAGGAACCUAAUAGUCUUCAGCAAUGGAUUAGGCCUCCAUCAAAUUUAAUCCAUACUAUGAGUGACAAGGAGCUGUUGUGGAGGGCGUCUAUUGUGCCUCGGAGAAAGAAGUAUCCUUUUCGGAGAGUUCCCAAGGUUGCAUUUAUGUUUUUGACUAAGGGACCAUUGCCACUGGCACCUUUGUGGGAGAGGUUUUUGAAGGGACACGAAGGGCUUUUUUCGAUAUAUGUUCAUUCAUUGCCUACAUUCCAUGCCAAUUUUCCACCUUCAUCAGUUUUUUAUCAGAGACAGAUUCCUAGCCAGGUCUCUGAGUGGGGAAGGAUGAGUAUGUGUGAUGCUGAGAGAAGACUCCUUGCUAACGCAUUGCUUGAUAUCUCCAAUGAAUGGUUCAUCCUCCUUUCUGAAUCAUGCAUUCCUCUCUAUAAUUUCAGUGUCAUAUACCACUAUAUACUGAAAUCCGGAUAUAGCUUCAUGGGUGCAUUUGAUGAUCCUGGGCCAUAUGGGAGAGGACGCUAUAAUGAUAACAUGGCACCUGAGGUAGAUAUUGCCCAGUGGCGUAAAGGAUCCCAAUGGUUUGAAGUUAACAGGAAGCUUGCCAUCUACAUUGUCGGAGAUACUACAUUUUACCCGAAAUUUGAACAAUUCUGUAGACCGGCAUGUUAUGUGGAUGAGCAUUAUUUCCCCACCAUGCUAACCAUUGAAGCAGGGAACCUAUUAGCAAAUAGAAGCAUCACUUGGGUGGAUUGGUCGAGGGGUGGACCCCACCCAGCCACUUUUGGAAGAUCAGAUGUCACGGUAGAGUUCUUUAAAAGAAUUGUUGAAGGUAAAAACUGCACUUACAAUAAUCAUGCCUCUUCAAUUUGUUUUCUCUUUGCCAGAAAAUUUGCUCCAAGUGCCUUGGAACCUCUAUUACAAUUAUCACCAAAGGUUUUGGGCUUCUGAUUAUAAAAUCCACAAUCAAUUUCACAUCUUGAAGUGAAAAUUGCCACAGCAGAAAAGGUUCAAAGGGAGAGUGCAAGACUAAAUUCUGUGCAUCAUACAUGUUUUUAAUGGUAUAAAUUUAACCUCAAUUGUGAUAUUGGGUUUUUUUUUUUUCCUUAUACAUUGAGUUCUUGGACAAUGCUACUAUCAAUAACAAGUUUAGAUGUACAGAGAACUAGCAUUUAGCAUCAUUCUCACAUUUUUGUAUUGCAAUAUUAUUUUUAUGA